CUCGGGCAAAAUUUUAGCCGGAAGGCGACGUAUGGGUAAUUUAGUACGAAUUGACUACAAAAUAUGAUCACGCUGUAGAUUUCACAUCGAGGUAGUACUUCAUGAGAAUUAUACGUACCUACGAGUACCUACAUUAUAAAAAUUCGUGUCAUGUCAAUUCUAAAAUUUAGUGUGUUUUUUCCACAAAUGCGUAGUGUAAAAUUGAGUUUGAAUAAUUGUGAUUAUUUUUGUGAUAAUUUUUCACCAACUUUUACGUUCAGUUAACUCGCUUGGUCUUAUUUAUAUUUACGUACGAUAUUGGUGAAAAGUUCGAUACGAGAAGCAACGUUUAAAAUUAGGAAUUCCAUUAUAGAUAUGUCGAGAAUUGGCAACUGGUUAAGUCAAUUAACCAGGCGUAAAACAAACGCAUUCGAAGGUGAAACCGAAGAAAAACUCGCUCGCGUCUUAGGACUACUGGAUUUAUCGUUCUUAGGAAUUGGGUCGACCCUUGGCUUAGGAGUUUACGUUCUUGCAGGAGAAGUAGCAUUAGAAGCAGGACCAGCUGUCACGAUUUCAUUUCUAAUCGCUGCCAUCGCGUCUGCUUUUGCUGGUUUAUGCUUUGCGGAGUUAGCAUCACGAGUCCCCAAGGCAGGAUCGGCGUAUGUAUAUUGUUACGUCACUAUUGGCGAGUUUGCAGCGUUUGCGAUAGGAUGGAAUUUGAUUUUGGAGUACACCAUUGGUACGGCGGCUGUUGCAAAAGCGCUCAGUAAAGCUGUGGAUUAUUAUGCCAACAAUUUUAUUAACAGCACGUUAACAAGUAUACUUCCUAUGAAUAUGCCUUUCAUGGCACCUUAUGUUGAUUUAUUCGCUUUUGGUCUUGUAUCAACACCGACUGCAUUGCUGGCUUUCGGUGCGAAAGAAUCAUCAGUAGUGAACAAUAUACUCACUCUAGUCAAUAUUUUAACUGUGUUGAUUGUUAUAAUCGCCGGAAUAUUUAAAGCUAAUGCCAGUUACUGGGCUAUAUCAAAAAAGGAUAUACCAGCUGUAAUCAGAGGUAAACAAGUUGAAGGCGGUUCAGGUGGGUUUUUACCUUUUGGGUGGAACGGAGUUCUUAAAGGAGCUGCCAGAUGUUUUUUUGGAUAUGUUGGUUUUGAUGUAAUUGCGACCACAGGAGAAGAAGCCAAAAAUCCAAAACGUAAUGUUCCAUUGGCUCUUAUCAUUUCUUUGGUGGUUAUUUUCAUGGCCUACUUUGGUAUUGCAACUGUUAUUACCAUGUUAAUUCCAUAUUACGCGCAAGAUAAAGAUAAAUCAUUAAUUAUAGCUUUUGAAGAUAAAUUACCUGUCAUAGCCGUUAUUGUAGGAAUUGGAGCUAUGUCUGCGUUGUCGGCCAGUUUGCUUGGAGCUAUUUUCCCUUUGCCAAGAAUUUUAUAUUCUAUGGCCAAUGAUGGAUUACUUUUCAGUAGUUUUACCAAUGUCAAUAAGUUCACAAGAACUCCUCUCAUUGCUACAGUAGUAUCUGGUGUACUAUCGGGAAUAUUUGCCGCAGUGUUCAAUUUAGAUGCAUUGACGGAAUUGAUGUCAUUAGGCACUUUGUUGGCGUAUUCGAUUGUUGCUUUGUGCAUUCUUAUUAUAAGAUACAAAGAGGUUGAAAACAAAGUACAUGGGUCACCGAACUCAUCACCGAGAAAUAGGAAUUCAGAAUCGAAUCAUUUUUGGUCCGCUGUGAAAGCUUUGAGCAAUAGAAACCCUACAGCAAGGUCUGAAAAAAUGACACAGUGGUUACUGUUUUUCUCCAUGAUUUUCAUUACGAUGUUGUGUUUUAUAUUGGUUAAUGGCAAUACCAUCUUUGAGCACGAAAGUGCCUUGUUUCAUGGACUGAUAAUUGGACUGUCAAUUUUAUGUAUUCUGUGUUUCAUUAUCAUUUGCUGGCAACCCCAAAAUAAUGCAUUUGCUUCAUUCAAGGUUCCUCUGGUGCCAUUGGUGCCUAUUUGCAGCAUAUUCAUGAAUAUAUACCUCAUGAUGACUUUCCAAGGGAUGACGUGGGUUUUAUUCAUUAUCUGGUUGAUAGUAGGUUUUGCUAUCUACUUUUUUUAUUCGUUGAACCACAGUGUUGAAGGUAACACACGUAGAAAUAUUCAGACUGAUGGUUACGCUGAAGUACCUUUGAAUUGUGAUAACACUCAAAUGUGAGAAUACGUACUUGCCAAGAGUAAUAUUAAUUGAGGACAUUUGUACUGAUAUUACCAAAAAAAUAAUGUUGUGAUGUUAUUUUUUAAUUCGUUCUGUCGAUGUCAAUUCGUUUUUUAUUAAUACUCAUUUGUAACUUUUUACUCAAGUACUUGUAAGUUACUUAUUUUUACCUCAAUUAUUUUUCUUUAUGUGUACUUAAGGUUUGAGUUGAGUAACAGAUUUUGACCAAAUUUAGCAGAAAUCUUUAUUUCAAGUUACUCUCAACAUUUUUUUAGCUCUGAACGUGCCUUCAGAGGGGAGAUUUGUGCCCUCAAAAAGGGACAUUUUCGAAAAAAUCAUGGUUUGUUCGCUCCUGUUGCAACACAACCUGUUUUGGGAAAAAUGGCCCAGCCUUAUAAAUGAAAAUAUUCUACGUUAUUUCCGUCAAAUUCCAAAACCACUCUUAGGGUUCUACUAAGUGUUUGGAAUAUGUAAUUCCCAAAUCGCUUAUUUUUGGAUGAAUUCGUGUUUUGAAAAUUUUUUCUUGGCAAAUAUUUCGUAUUUAUUAUGCUAAAAUAUUUAAAAAUCAUUCCUGAAACUGGGGAAAUAUUUUAGAACGCAGUGGUGCCAAUUUUUAUAUUUUUACCGAUUUCAAAAAAUUAGUAAAAAACUAAUGAAAUUUUUUCAAUUUUUUGAAAUCGGUGAAAAUGAUCAAAAAAUUGGCACCACUGCGUUCCAAAAUACUUCCUCAGUUUUGCCAAAAAAAAAGAAAAUCAAAACACAAAUUUGUGCAAAAAUGAACGAUUUGGAAAUUUUCAACCGCUCAGUAGAACCCUAAAAGUGGACUUGAAUUUUCAUGAAUAACAGCAUACAUCAACGUAAAAUCUCAAAUACUUUCAUUUAAGACUGGGCCAUUAUUCCCAAAACAGGUUGUGUAGCAACAAGAGCGAAAAAACCACGAUUUUUCCGAAAAUUCUUCUUCUUUAAGGGUCCAAAUCUAAACUACAGGGGCACAUCCGGAGCUAAAAUGUUCUGUGGAUAACUUUCAACUUAGAAUGAAGGUCUCUGCUGAAUUUGGUCACAGUUCGACGACUCUUUUUUGCGAUCCAUCCUUAUGAAUUUAUUUUCUGAGACCAACCGGCUGCAAUAAUUCAUUUUUUGUACUGAAAAUAAA
Messenger RNA from Planococcus citri (citrus mealybug), 3322 nucleotides. RefSeq names its product cationic amino acid transporter 3-like. The record is from RefSeq and is a predicted model, not a curated record. The coding region runs from base 355 to 2169 and encodes 604 amino acids. Gene Ontology annotation, biological process: L-ornithine transmembrane transport; L-arginine import across plasma membrane. Lineage: Eukaryota; Metazoa; Arthropoda; Insecta; Hemiptera; Pseudococcidae. The transcript is spliced from 14 exons. Gene Ontology annotation, molecular function: L-ornithine transmembrane transporter activity; L-lysine transmembrane transporter activity; L-arginine transmembrane transporter activity. Gene Ontology annotation, cellular component: plasma membrane.